Molecule: messenger RNA, 1935 nt
Organism: Saccharomyces mikatae IFO 1815
Lineage: Eukaryota; Fungi; Ascomycota; Saccharomycetes; Saccharomycetales; Saccharomycetaceae
Gene: MSC7
Product: meiotic recombination directing protein
Exons: 1
Coding region: 1-1935 (644 amino acids)
Molecular function (GO): aldehyde dehydrogenase (NAD+) activity
Source: RefSeq, a predicted model, not a curated record
AUGUCCAAAGUCUAUUUGAAUCCAGACAUGAUCAAUCAUUUGAAUUCCACGUUUCAGGCUUACUUCAAUUUAUGGUUGGAGAAGCAAAACGCUAUAAUGCGUUCUCAACCUCAAAUUAUCCAGGAUAAUCAGAAACUUAUAGGCAUCACAACACUGAUAGCCUCAAUUUUCACUCUCUAUGUGUUUGUUAAGAUAAUCUUUGCUCCAACAAAAUACUCUUCAUCCUACAGACCAGUCAACUUUUCUCUCUCUGCACCAGAGGCGGCUCAAAAUAACUGGAAGGGCAAAAGAUCCGUGUCUACUAACAUAUUGAAUCCUGAGGAACCAAACUGUAUUCAAUGUCAUUGCCCCGCUACAGGUCAAUAUCUGGGUUCUUUUCCAUCAAAGACAGAAACUGACAUAGAUGAAAUGGUCUCAAAGGCGAAGAAAGCUCAAUCUACCUGGGGUCGUUCUGAUUUCUCAAGAAGAUUAAGAGUUCUUGCCUCUUUGCACGAUUACAUCUUAAACAAUCAAGAUCUUAUCGCAAGAGUAGCGUGUAGAGAUUCAGGGAAGACAAUGUUAGAUGCGUCAAUGGGUGAAAUCUUAGUCACUUUAGAAAAGAUUCAAUGGACCAUAAAGCAUGGUGAAAGAGCGUUGCAACCUUCGAGACGUCCAGGUCCAACUAACUUUUUCAUGAAGUGGUACAAAGGCGCUGAAAUUCGGUAUGAACCUCUGGGUGUGAUCAGCUCCAUCGUUUCUUGGAACUAUCCAUUUCACAACCUGUUAGGUCCUAUUAUCGCAGCAUUGUUCACCGGGAAUGCAAUUGUAGUAAAAUGUUCUGAACAAGUUGUCUGGUCUUCGGAAUUUUUCGUCGAGUUGAUCCGUAAAUGCCUAGAGGCUUGUGAUGAAGAUCCGGAUUUAGUUCAAUUGUGUUACUGUUUACCUCCCACUGAAAAGGACGAUUCCGCAAAUUAUUUUACCUCUCACCCUGGCUUCAAGCAUAUCACUUUUAUAGGCAGUCAACCCGUAGCCCAUUAUAUUCUAAAAUGUGCUGCUAAAUCACUGACUCCGGUUGUCGUAGAGCUUGGUGGUAAAGACGCCUUUAUUGUGCUAGAUUCGGCUAAGAACUUAGACGCCUUAUCUUCGAUUAUUAUGAGGGGUACUUUCCAAUCAUCUGGUCAGAACUGUAUCGGUAUUGAAAGAGUUAUCGUCAGUAGAGAAAAUUAUGAUGGUUUGGUCAAAAUAUUGAAUGACCGUAUGACAACAAACCCACUGCGUCAAGGGUCUGAUAUUGACCAUUUGGAAAAUGUUGAUAUGGGUGCAAUGAUAUCCGAUAACAGAUUCGAUGAGUUAGAAGCUUUGGUCAAAGAUGCCGUUGCAAAGGGAGCCCGUUUACUUCAUGGCGGUUCCCGCUUUAAGCAUCCAAAAUAUCCACAAGGUCACUAUUUCCAACCAACGCUUUUAGUAGAUGUCACUCCAGAAAUGAAAAUUGCGCAAAACGAAGUGUUUGGUCCGAUUUUAGUUAUGAUGAAAGCUAAGAACACUGAUCACUGUGUUGAAUUGGCUAACUCUGCGCCAUUUGGUUUAGGUGGCUCUGUGUUUGGUUCAGAUAUCGAAGAGUGUAAUUACGUUGCAAAUAGUCUACAAACUGGAAACGUAGCAAUUAACGAUUUUGCUACAUUUUAUGUUUGUCAACUACCAUUCGGUGGUAUAAAUGGCUCAGGUUAUGGUAAAUUUGGUGGUGAAGAAGGUCUUUUGGGUCUCUGUAAUGCCAAAAGUAUUUGUUUUGACACUUUGCCAUUUGUCUCUACUCAAAUUCCAAAACCAUUAGACUAUCCUAUUCGUAACAAUGCUAAAGCUUGGAACUUUGUAAAAAGUUUUAUCGUAGGUGCUUAUACAAAUUCUACCUGGCAAAGAAUAAAGUCGCUUCUUUCCUUAGCUAAAGAAGCUAGCUAA